AGAGCCGGAAGACAUGGGCAUCCAGCACCUCCUGCUGCUCCUAAUCUACCUGGACCCGCUGUGCGCGAGCAAGAAACAGGGAAAACACGCGCCACGGCGCCCGGGCAAAGCCAAGGAGCUCAACGGCACCGCUACCGUGGUCGCCCCAACUGCUCGCGCUGCUGUCCCGCGGGUCCGCGCGCCCUCCCCGGUCGGAGGAGACCACGACACGUGCCUGGGUUAUUAUGACGUGAGCGGCCAGUACGAUAAGGAGUUCGCGUGCAACAACACGGACCACCGGUACUGCUGCGGCAGCUGCUUCCUGCGCUUUUGCUGCCCGGUGCGCGCCAAGAGGCUCGAGCAGCGCGCGUGCACCAACUACAACACGCCCGACUGGGUGAAGACGCAGCCGCCGUCGCCUGCGCCGACCGCCGACACCUACGACCCUGCGCUGGACCGCACCAACACCACCGUGUACAUCACGUGCGGCGCCAUUGCGCUCGUGCUGCUGCUCGGCAUCGCCGCCAAGGUGGCGUACGACAAGGCCACGCGCCCGCCACAGGAGAUGAACGUGCACAGGGCUCUAGCGGACAUCCUGAGGCAGCAGGGUCCUGUGGCUUCCUCGCAUUACGAGCAGGAGAACAUGGCCACCAUCGACGGCUCACCGAAGGACAGCACACCUGUACGCAGCAACAAGAACCACUACACACCUGUACACAACAAAAACAACCACGGGCAUCAUGGGAAGGAUAAUUUCCGCAGUGCUCAGGACAUGCACAACUUCAUCUCCUCUGGGUUCGUCACGCUGGGCCGAGGACAGCUGAAAGCUCAACACUCGGUGGAUGAUCUGGGGUGGCAGGGAGACCUGGACAUUCCUCUGUCAUACGGGAACCAUCAUCAUGACUACACAAGCCAUGUGGACCUCACCGGAUCUCACACACCUAAAAUCGGAUACAGAAUAGAGCGCUACGAAAAGCCUCGGAUGAACAACAUCCUGACGUCGCAGACAGAACCCUACGACCUGUCGUUCUCUCGCUCCUACCAGAACCUCACUCACCUCCUGCCUUCGUACGACAUGCCUCUGAAAUCCGACCACGGUGAUGAUGACUAUUAUGGGAGGAAGCUCCAUCUUCCUGACGUGACUCCGAAGCUGGUGAAGUUGGCUCCGGAGACACCAGUGCAGCGGGUGAAGCCACGUCGUGUGCAACGUGCAAUGUCUCAGGACCACGUUCUCUCACCUGUCGUCUCACGCCGUGACUACGUCGCUCCAGCCUACAACUUUUCGCAGGAUCUGCUCUCGGCCGAUCGCUUGCAGUCCCGAGAUCCUUUGCUCUCGCCGGACAAGCUGCUCUCCCUGAGGCGAGCCGAUUUCCGUGAGAAGUCGAUGGCUCGUGCCCUCUCGCACACAGACAUGUUCGUGCCUCCCACGCCCACCAUUGAGCGACACCACAGGAUGGCAAAGGCACACUCGCACUCACAGCAGAGCGACGGGGCCAGCGACGACAGCUACAGGGGGAACGACGGGCUGCUGAGCGUCAGUGGCAACAAGAGGCAGGUGUUCGCCUCGAGACGGACACACACGGUCGACCACCUGCAGUAUAUACCUGGACAUCACCAUCAUCAGUACCGCACGGCCAGCAAGAACGAAGUGACAGUGUGAAAACACGGACAGAGGCAGAGGGAGGAAGACAGAAGGAAACGUCUUUAUUAUGUGCCGAAAGGAGAGUAUGAGAAAGGACAAAGAGGGAGAGAUAGAGAAAUAAAUAACAGUAAGAAGAAGGGAAAUAAAAAACAUCAGUAUCGCAAAGCCAGCAAAACAGAAGUGACAGUUUAAACACAGGGAAAGAGUCAGAGCAAAUAACUAACAGGAGACGCUACAGAAAGGUGUGGGACUUUAAGAUUACUGAGCGAUUUUCUCACGGCUCAGAUGGAAAGAAAGAGAAAGACUGGGCAGGAGGUCACUGAACACUCAAUGUGCUAAUAUACACAAUAUGUGUGUGUGUGUGUGUGUGUAGUAAGUGUGUGUUAUCAGGCUGGAAAACAGAGGUGUCCUAAUUUUCGAUUCUCUUCUUCCUUCUGCUUUUGACCUUGACUUGUUCCUGAUUUCAUCUUAAAGCUUCAGCUUCCACAUCUUCUGGGUCAUUUGAAAAAAAAAGCGAGUGAGAGAGAGAAAGAGAGAGAAUAUACCUUCCUCCUCAUGCCUCCGGCCAAUCUAAGGGCUUGCACAUACACACACACACAUACACACACACACAUACACACACAUACACACACACACACACACACACACACACACACACAGAUAAUAGGCUGCAGUUCAACAGAAACCGACAAAGACUUUAAAAAAAAAAUCCAGGACUGAACUGUUAAAGCCUGUAUUAACUUUCUACAGAUAUAUGAAGAGACUUACGGUUUGUAAUUCUAGCUCUCAGUUUAGCUUUAGAGAUUAUUCAUAGAUACGAAAAGAAAAAAGAAAAAAAAAGCUCAUGGGUGUUCCAUGCAAAUGUCAAAAAAAAUAAAUAAAUAAAAAAUGACAUUGCCCCAUUUCGCCAGAAGUGGAGUAAGGGUUAAAAAAGCACAAUCAAUACAGUUAACAGUUGAAACUCUUCAUUUGUUUUCACAUUCUGUCUGUUCUUUCCUCUUUUUUUUUUUUUUUGUCUAUCACCCAGCUCCUCUCCGCCUCCUAGAGGCAGGGUGUGGCAGUUUUCUUGCGUACAGGACUGUAAAUAAGCUGUGAUAGCCGUAGCUCCAAGAGUAAAGUUAGCUCAGAUUACUGGGUUGUUGUUGUUUUUAUUUGUUUUGUUUCCUCAGUGAUCUGACCAUCCAGUCAUAUAGUAAACGUGUGUGUGUGUGUGUGUGUGUGUGUAAGGGUGAGCUCAUGUUUGUGGUAUUUUUUAAAAUAUGUACUGAUGAUGAACCCGAGGCUGAGUCCCGUUUCCCACCACAUGAUGGUUUCAUAAUCUAAUUUUCUCUGAUUUACUCGACAGAUCGCUCUGCUGCCAUGACACACCGGAGCAUUCUGGGUAAUAACUGGAUAACAUGAUGUCUGCUAAGCUUGUUUUUUUUUUUUUCCUCUCUCUGAUUUGAGCAGAUCUUUCUCUUCUGGUAUUGAUACUGAUGUCUCAACUGAAACUGAAGAAUACCUCUUGUGUUUUUGGUUCUGUUGGUCCACAGCUGGAUAACUCUAUAUAUAUAUAUACAUAGUUUGGUAUUUACAGUUUACUAGAACUAGAAAGCGCGACACAAACAUUUCCGCCCGUCACAAUCGUCAUAGUUAAGCUCCGCCCACAUGCUCAGGCUCUUGUUUGCUGAGAUGGCAAAUGACAUGAGCUGAUCUGUGUGGUGUAUGUGCCAAAAUUGAGUGUGUUUACAAAGAAGGUUGGCGUAGCUUAUGUCAUAAAGUUGGCUGAAGAAUCUGAGUGGACACGGAUGUUCUGUCCGGUUCUGUGAGAAGAGAAGAAGAACACCAAUAAAAAGUGGAACAAGUACAAUCUCAACAGAAAAUAUAAGCCUGUGUUCACAAAGUAUUUAUGAAUGCAGAUGUCAGAGAUGUUCACACACACACACACACACACAUUCUGCCUGGAGUUCAGGAAAAUCCACUUUUUUUUGCCAAAUUGUUUGUGAAUCUGUGUAAAUAUGUAGGAAACAAUUUAACGAUGAGUUCCUGCAAUUUUUAGAUUUGAAUUCCAACGAUUUAUUCCAAAUAAUAAACAGGAUGGAAAAAAAUUAAUAAAUAGAUAAACAACCAAAAAAAUGAACUAGUAUUUCAAUCCAGACAAAAGUAAUGGCACCCUACAACAGGAGGUGCUAGCCGAGCGGCCACAGUGGCUGAGCUGCAUUGCUGGAGGAUUUCAUCGUUUUGUCGUUUUCAGAUCUCUGUGGGUUUUGAGCUGUGUGGGGGUCGUGCUACAUGUGAAUUAGCUGUGCUGUGAACAUCAUUUACAGAAAGGAGAAUGGUUUCUCCAUCAGAUUCAGUUAGCUAAUGGACUGAUGGUUCGUUUUGACCACAAACACUUACACACAGUUGUACUAAAUGAUGAAUAGAUUAAUAAAA
This is a messenger RNA of Hemibagrus wyckioides, 4036 nucleotides long. RefSeq names its product protein shisa-6-like. The record is from RefSeq and is a predicted model, not a curated record. Lineage: Eukaryota; Metazoa; Chordata; Actinopteri; Siluriformes; Bagridae. The transcript has 8 exons. Gene Ontology annotation, cellular component: AMPA glutamate receptor complex; dendritic spine membrane; postsynaptic density. Gene Ontology annotation, biological process: regulation of short-term neuronal synaptic plasticity; regulation of AMPA receptor activity. The coding region runs from base 14 to 1639 and encodes 541 amino acids.